AGUAGUAGGCAGUGUCCACUUGGUGUCCACGGUCAUAUAAAGCGUCGCCGGGUGGCAUUAUAAGUAUCAAGGGUUCGACUUCUCGAGCAUCAGUUCUAGCCUGCACGGAUAUGACCUUUACGUCCGACUCACCAGGGUUUUGGCCAAUAGUCGGAUAUAGUGACCUUCACUUUAGGUUUAGUGUUGCUUCUACAGCGAUCAUCUUCUACGACUAUGGUAUUUCUUUCACUCGUGAAGUGGAACUGAUAUGGUGCCAAGGUUGGAGGCCAACGACAGUCCCAUAUAUCAUUGUUCGUUAUUUGGGUCUUGCACUCGCAAUAGUUCAAAUAUGAGCACGUUCCACCAGCUACUAACUUGCCGCAGUCCAUUAGCUCAUGUCAAUUUUAGGUGUGGCAUUGUUGGCCGAAUCUGGUCAUGGGGAAUGGCCGCCCUCGCGUGCACGAUGUAUGCGAUCAUGGCAAUCCGUGUUUUCGCCAUGUAUCAUCGAUCAUUGAAGAUACGAAUAUUUAUUGUCGUCUGUUUCCUGGCCGCUAGCGCUUCCCGAGGAAUAAUGGACGGUCUGGCAUUUGAUUUUGCAAGAGGCUCGAUACCUGUAGAAUACGUACUUUCCGGAACAAGAGUCUGCACCAUGUCCAUGGCUCCCGUGGUGCCCUUUCUUGAUGGUAUUCCAAGUAUACGCAUCGAGCUUCUGUUUCUCCUUCUCGCCGCACGGGUCCUCGUGGAACAUACCCGUGAGAUGCAGGGCAUACGUCCAGACCGUAUAUUUGGUGAUGGUGUUGGCGAUAGUCUUGCCAUCAUGAGGGACCAUGUACUGCAUUUUUCGUGCUAUCUCAUUUUGAGCGUCAUGCAGGUUGCUGCUAUAUCCACGAAUGGUGAUACCGACGGGGGCCAGUGGUAUAGAAGCAUUGCAGUAUUCUUCGUCACCAUCCAACAAUGUGUUUUGGUUCCCCGACUGGUCAUCACUAUGCGGGAAUAUUUCUCUCAGUUCGAUUAUGCGCUAGAUAGUGCCGCAGACUUCAGCGUCAUGGCAUUCGCACAUAACCCUGAGUAA
Molecule: messenger RNA, 1051 nt
Organism: Suillus clintonianus
Lineage: Eukaryota; Fungi; Basidiomycota; Agaricomycetes; Boletales; Suillaceae
Exons: 13
Coding region: 248-1051 (267 amino acids)
Source: RefSeq, a predicted model, not a curated record